Acanthochromis polyacanthus (spiny chromis) is the source of this 843-nucleotide messenger RNA. RefSeq names its product ribosomal protein L7a (gene rpl7a). NCBI's taxonomy places the organism in Eukaryota, Metazoa, Chordata, Actinopteri, Pomacentridae. Gene Ontology annotation, biological process: ribosome biogenesis. Gene Ontology annotation, cellular component: ribonucleoprotein complex. The record is from RefSeq and is a predicted model, not a curated record.
AUGGGGAAAAUCCACCUCCAGUACAUGCCUAAGGGAAAGAAGGCUAAGGGGAAGAAGGUGGCACGCCCUUCCGUGGCCAAGAAACAUGAGGCCAAGAUCGUGAAUCCCCUGUUGAGAAGAGGCAAAGAACUUGGCAUCGGCCAGGAUAUUCAGCCUAAGCGUGAUUUGACACGCUUUGUGAAAUGGCCUCGUACCAUUCGCCUGCAGAGGCAGCGCUCCAUCCUCUACAAGCGCCUGAAGGCCCCUGCAAGCAACCAGUUCACCCAGGCUCUGGACCGCCAGACCGCCACACAGCUGCUUCAAGCUGGCCCACAAGUACGGCCAGAGACCAAGCAGGAGAAGAAAGCAGAGGCUGCUGGCUCGCGCUGAGCGAAGGCAGCUGGAAAGGGAGAUGCCCCAACCAAGAGGCCUCCUGUCCUCCGUGCAGGUGUGAACACCGUCACCUCUCUGGUGGAGAGCAAGAAGGCCCAGCUGGUCAUCAUUGCCCACGAUGUGGAUCCAAUUGAGCUCGUUGUGUUCCUGCCUGCUCUGUGCCGCAAGAUGGGCGUCCCAUACUGCAUCGUCAAGGGCAAGGCUAGACUGGGCAGACUGGUGCACAGAAAGACGUGCACUUCAGUAGCCUUCACACAGAUUAACCCUGAGGAUAAAGGUGCACUUGCCAAGCUUGUGGAAGCCAUCAAGACCAACUACAAUGACAGAUACGAGGAGAUCCGUCGUCACUGGGGAGGCGGCAUCAUGGGCCCCAAAUCCACAGCCCGCAUCUCUAAGCUGGAGAAGGCAAAGGCCAAGGAACUGGCAACCAAGCUUGGUUAAAUUGUUUGGAAUAAAAAAUUUAUGUCCUAA